AUGAAAAGUUGCUUUCUAAUUUGUACUUUUGUAACUGUAAAUUCAGCUAAUUUAAACGUUCUUACUACUUUCAUUUCAGCUAUUAAUUCAAAAUUAUCAGUAGAUUCGAUGAUUGCUAACAAUUAUGAUAAGCGUGCUAAACAUUCUUGGAAUCAGCCAGAGCCAGAUAGCAAUGUGCCUAAAUUACAUCUUUACAAUAGCUUUACGCGAAAAAAAAAUUUAUUUGUGCCAAUAAAUGCCAAGCGAGUAAAAUGGUAUAUUUGUGGCCCAACAGUUUAUGAUUCUGCUCAUAUGGGUCAUGCUCGUGCUUACCUAUCUUUUGACAUUCUUAGGCGUGUUAUGAAGGAUUAUUUCGGUUAUGAUAUACAGUUUGUAAUGAAUAUCACUGAUAUUGAUGAUAAAAUUAUCAAAAGAGCCAGGCAGAAUCAUCUUUUUGAGAAUUUUAUAUCGCAAGAAAACAAUAUGGACGUUUCCAAAUUUAUCGAAUCAAUUCUUUCUGCUUUAAGUGCUUUUAAAACGAAAAUGGCGGAAGAAAGUGAUCCAGAUAAAUUAAAAAUGUUAAAUGAUAUGGUUUGUAUGGUUUCAUUUUCAUUUUUUGAGAAUAUUGAUGAAAAAAUCACCGAAGCGAGAAAACAAUUAAAAAUUGUAUCUAAAGAUAUCCUUGCUGAUUGGCUUGAUUCUAAAUACGGCGAUAGCAUCACAGAUUUUGCGAUCUUUGAUAAACUUGCGAAAAAAUAUGAAGAUGAAUUCAUGAAUGAUAUGGCACUAUUAAAUGUUCAGCCACCUGAUGUAUUAACAAGAGUGUCAGAAUAUAUUCCUGAAAUUAUUAAGUAUGUGGAGAGGAUCAUUAAUAAUGGAUAUGGAUAUUUAACCAGUGAUGGAUCGGUAUAUUUUGAUACAGUUGCAUUCCAAUCUAAAGAGAAUCAUUCAUAUGCGAAGCUUGUGCCAGAAGCUUUUGGUGAGGGUGAGCAGUUUUUAAAAAAUAUGCGUGAAAGUGAAGGAGAAUUAAGUAUGGGAAAUUUACAGGAUAAACGAAGCCCAACUGACUUUGCUCUCUGGAAAGCUUCGAAAAGCGGAGAACCAUUUUGGGAAAGUCCUUGGGGUAAAGGUCGACCUGGUUGGCAUAUUGAAUGUUCUGUGAUGUCUUGCAGCAUUUGUGGCCCUGAACUCGAUAUUCAUGCCGGUGGCUUUGAUUUAAAAUUCCCUCAUCAUGAUAAUGAAAUUGCUCAAGUUGAAGCGUUUCAUGAUUAUGAUAAAUGGGUCAAUUAUUUUCUUCACUGUGGCACAUUGCGUAUUGCUGGAAUGAAAAUGUCGAAAAGUUUAAAAAAUUUUAUAACAAUUCGAGAAGCCUUAAAAACUUAUACUGCACGGCAGUUACGAAUUCUUUUCUUAAUGCAUAAUUGGAACGACGUUCUUGAUUACAGUACAAGUACAAUGGAAGGUGCAUUACAUUUUGAAAAAACAACUAAUGAAUUCUUUCUUCUUGUUAAGGAUUAUCUUCUACGCUAUUAUCGACCAAAUAAUCACGAGGGUUAUCAAAAGUAUGGUGAACGUGAGUUACGUUUGAUGGAAGAAUUUUUCAAAAUAAAAUCUGCUGUUAAUACAGCUCUUUGUGAUUCGAUAGAUACUCGAACGGUUAUUGAAAAAAUUCGAGAAUUAAUUGCUAUUGGAAAUGCUUACAUCAAUGAAAUGGAGAAGGAAAAAUUCAUUCCUAAUUGUUUGCUGUUGAGAAAUAUAGCGAAUUACAUAACUUGGCUAUUAAAAGUUUUUGGUGCAAUACCACCAAACGUCGAUAUUGGGUUUCCGAUUGAAACAAGUUCUGGUACUGCGAGCAAAACGACAGAAGCACUUCUAAUGCCUUAUCUCAUUGUACUAGCCGAUUUUCGACAAAAAGUUCGCAACAUCGCUCGUGAUCAUAAGAUCAAUGAUAUUUUGGAAGAAUGUGAUCGUCUCCGAGACGAAAUACUCCCUGAACUCGGUGUACGACUUGAAGAUCGCACUUCUAAAACAUGCGUCAAGCUGGUAGAUAAGGAAACAUUUUUACGUGAACAACAGCAAAGAAAAGCCGUUGAAGAAGCCAAAAAAAUGGAAAAGCAGCGUAAACAAAGAGAAAAAGAUGCAAAAGAAGCUUCUAAACGAAUUCCACCUUGGGAAAUGUUCAAACAAAGUGAAGAAAAAGGCAAAUACUCGAAAUUUGAUGAUAAAGGCAUUCCAACACAUUUGAUUAAUGGUGAAGAAAUAUCAAAAAGACAAAGAAAAAAAUUAGAAAAAUUAUAUGAAACGCAGGCAAAAAAUUAUGCAGAGGUACAACUCUUAUGA
This is a messenger RNA of Dracunculus medinensis (Guinea worm), 2319 nucleotides long. NCBI's taxonomy places the organism in Eukaryota, Metazoa, Nematoda, Chromadorea, Rhabditida, Dracunculidae. The record is from the annotation of a GenBank genome assembly.